CAAGGGGCCUCGUUCCUUCUUUAAGGUUCCUUGGGUCAACGCCCCUUCUGUAGGAACAGAGGGGGGAGUCCUGGGAUCUGUGCCUAUUUAUCUGCGUGUCCCUGGGCCCCAACCAGGACUACGCCCCCCUCACGCUGCCGAACGGCCUGCGGGUGCUGCUCGUGUCCGACCCCGACACGGAGCGCGCCGCCGCGGCGCUGGACGUGCACGUGGGGUACUUCAGCGACCCUGCGGGCCUCCCGGGGCUCGCGCACUUCAACGAGCACAUGCUCUUCCUCGGCACUGAGCGGUUCCCCGAGGAGAACGGCUUCGACGAGUUCCUGACGACCUUUGGCGGCGGGGGCUUCUCCAAUGCCCUGACGAAGGCCGAGGACACCUGCUUCUACUUCUCCUGCCGCGCUGAUGCGCUGGCGGCGUCGCUGGAGAGGUUUGGCGACUUCUUCCAGAGCCCGCUGUUCAGCGCGGACGUGACGGAGCGGGAGCUCGGAGCCAUCGACAGCGAGUUCCUCAAGAACGUCCUGGACGACGGCUUUCGCUUCGACCAGCUUCUGCGGAGCCGGGCCAACCCGCUCCACCCGUUCUCGAAGUUCGGCGGGGGCACCACGAGUCUCUGCGGAGCCCCAACCUGCGAGCCGCCCUGAUCGAUCACUAUCCACCAGGAGUUCUAUCGCGAAGAGGAGCAGAGUGCACGAGCAUAAGCGCUACCAGGGGCCUGCGCAGCUGUCCUGGAUUUGCGCCUGGAAUCCCUCUGAGGGUGGCCAGCGCCGUUCCGAGAAGUCCGCGCGGACCCCACGAGCGGUGAAAGGAGGAGGCGCCGCCCGAGCGCGCGUGGAGG
This is a messenger RNA of Prorocentrum cordatum, 835 nucleotides long. The record is from the annotation of a GenBank genome assembly. NCBI's taxonomy places the organism in Eukaryota, Dinophyceae, Prorocentrales, Prorocentraceae.